UAAAUACAAGAUUUAUACGCGGUCUAUUAGAAGGUAAAACAUGCCUGAAAUACUAAACUCAGGGUAUUAAAUUACCCACUACAUGUUGCCUCGAGUGAGUACUCUGCCAGCUGAAAUCAGUGCCACACUUUUCACCAGACUUGGUGUACUAAUUAGCCUCCUAAAUAUCACAAAACACGUCUUUUUUGUGAUUAAUUACCUCGUGUGACUCCUCCAGAAUCAAGGAAUCGCAUCCAAAGAGAUCUCGCCUUCCUCAAGGCGAAGACUGUCCUCCUCAGCUGUAUCUCUGGACUGUUACCAGCUUAAUGACAUGACCUGCAAUCAGUAACCUUCUGUAGACAUGGCUUUGAAAGUAGACGUCACUGCAGGGCCAGAUCAACAAGAAAAGAUGCAGGACGUUCCUGUGCCUGGCUGAGACACUAAUUGAGGUCAGGGCUGAUAGGUGAAUGGAGACAAGAAAGAACACCACGGCAGGGGUCCUAUUCUGGACCCCUGCCCCGGUCCGCACCUCACCCACCAGCUCUGUAAUAUCCGAGGAUGUGUUGGAGGAUGAGGAUGAAGGACAGGCACAGAAAGACGUCAACUUUUUUAGCCAGAUGGAUGAGAAUGGCAUCAUCGGACUGUCGGAGGCACUGGAGGAUGUGGAGUUGGGGCAGUCUUGUUGUGAUUCAGAUGGAGAAUCUAAUCCAAACUUGUACUCCGGAUCCCUCACCCCAGAGGACGCAGACCAUAGUGGGCAUGAGAGGGAUUCACCUGAGGAGCCGAGUUACAACCUGGGUGAACAUCUGUCCCACAACCAAUCACCAGAAGAGGAUGUACAAAUACUGUCACUAUUUGAGGACUUGAUGGGUAGAGCAGAAGAGCAGGGGAUAGAGUGCGUCCCUGAGUGGGACAAAUACUUCGACAUGACAGAGGAGGAGGAAGAUGGAGAGGAAGCGGUGAAGAGGAGUGUCAGGAACAGCAAGAAAAAUAAAGAGCUUGGAACUACGAAUGGCUUGGCUGAGAUCAGCUCUACGGGAUCUUGUAGUGGUCACCUGUUAGCCAUGGAACCUGCUAGAGCCUCCAAUCAUCACUGCCCAAUAUCCCAGCCUGCCUCACCUGUCACAGCCCCCACUUUCCCCCACCUUCUCCACUUCACUGCUGAGGAAAUAGCUGCUGCUCAGGGGAUUGACGCUGAACCCUUUCCGGAGAUGAGCUGCACAGAAAGUCUUCCAGAAUCACACAGGAGCCACAUAAGCCUCAAGUCCAGUCCCCGUUGUCCUGAGGUAAAGCUCAGGGCUUCUCUUCAGCCAGCAGCUAUGUUUUCAGAAGCAGUUGUGUCAAAUCAUUACAGCGGAGCAAGUAAUGGGCCUUUAAAGGCAUCAGAUAAGUCUGAUAAGCCUCAUAAAAAGCCCAGUCCCUCACCAAGGAAGUUGAAGCAGCCCUCCCCUGAAGCUACAUAUUCAAGGACUUGUUCCCUCAGCACAGCCAAGGCGGACCCCUUAAAAUUCAAACAUCAGAGCCCAGGUCCUGACAUAGAGCCGAGGACACCCAGAGCCAGGAGUGCUGCUGCUGAAGUGGAUGAAUCCAGAAAAGAGCCUCUGAGUUACCGCACGCCAGACUUCUCCAAGGUGGAGCCCAGGGUCCAUUUCCCCAAAGGUGGUUACAAGCCCCCCAAGAGCAGGCACUCUUCCAAGAGGGAGUCCCUGUCACCUGAGCCCCCCUUAGUGUUUAAAUCCCCUGCUGACAUUGUGAAAGAAGUCCUACUGAACACCACCGAUUGGUCUCCUGCCUCAUCAGACUCUUACAAACCACUAACAGGUGCCCCCAACUCCACUGUGCCUCAGGAGUUCAGAUGCCGCCAGCAGGCCACCACACUGCUCGAACAACUACAGGACGACUACAACAGACUGCUGACUAAGUACGCAGAGGCAGAGAACACCAUUGAUCGCCUGCGCCUCGAAGCCAAGGACGGACCCAUAGAGAACCAAGAGCCCAGCCAUUGUCAGCACAUCACAGACCGAGGCAGAGCAGUGAACCUGUACUCUGACCCUCCAAAGCCCGGCCACUUGGUGCAGUCCGGACCGAACCAGAACACUACAAAGAUCAUGAUGCUGGAUUUUCCUCAGGCUCAGAGAGCAAAGAUCAACUCAGCCUCUCUUCAUCCAAACGAACACAGCACUCCUCAGAGAAGUUCAUCUGCCUGUCCUUCUACAAGAAGCCCAGACCCUCAGGUAGGACAGCAGCUGGCCAAGAUUCUCUACAUUCAGGCCGACAAGUUCCUCAAGCAGCUGCAGACUUUUGACGAUCUCCUAAAGAGCAAAAGACUCAAACCUUUUGAACAGAUGAAGGGUCUCUCACAGCUUGCUGAGGGCCUCGACUCUUUAGAAAGGGGCUACCUGUUAGCGAGGGAUGAGCACAAACUCCUGCAGCAGCGAGGGGCAGAUAUCAGCCACUUUGACCCUAAACGGGAGCUGGAAGGACUGAUCUUUCAGUGCGGGCUGCGUAUGGAGGAGCUGAAGGAGCAGGGGGAGCAGAUGCAACAGGAGCAGCCUACCUGUGAGGCUCCUCCCUCUCCCCCUCGUCAACCCACCCCUUUAUCUGUACCCUCUGAGGGGGGAGAAACUCUGAAUCACCCACAGAGUCCACCUGUGCCUUUGCUAGUUGAUCCAGGAGAAGCAGCGGCUAUUGAGGUGAGCUCAGCCAGUGAAGAGAGUGACGAAGGGGAGGAAACUCUGAAUCCUCUCUACUUCAAACGUCUGAAUGGCAAACACAGACAUCUUGAUCAAGACUUCACCACGCUAAUGGAUCACUACCAAAGCUUCAGGGAGCUUCCCAAACUUUUAGACCAUAGCCAGAGGGAAGGAGCUCCCCUUUCUGUUGCCUUAAGAAGCGACAUGCAGCCUGGGGACGAGGAGGAAGAGAGACAGGGUCACGGAACUGGAAACCUGGAAGUGCAGAAAAGUCUUCCGCAGAGGAAAGCAAAGUCAGACCAUCAGGACUCUCCUCCUGUCUGCACCAGCAAACAGCAGACCAGCAGGGCCAGUCCUCCUUCACGCAGGGCCUCCAGCCAGUCCACCACAACCCCCGUUCAUCCUCCAAGUAGCAAAAGGAGGUUAAAUGUGGGAAAGUCCCACAGCAGCAGUCUGAGCAGUCUGGGAGAGAUUACUACAUUGGAAAGGAGGAACUCCAAACUCCAAACUGGGAGCAGCAGAGUGCUUUCUCAGGAUGGGAUCAUCUCUCCGGAGACGGACAGUGGGUUUGUCUGUUCAGAGAGCAGCCGUCUGACUCCGGCAGCAGCUCCCAGUCCUCUCCACCAGAGGGCCUCAAAGAGUGUUUCAGUGCCUCAGGAGAGGAACCCAGGGAAGCCUCAAAUAAUCCCAGUCUCAGCACCAUCUCCUGCUUCUUCACCGUCACACAGUCGCACGGUUAUAGAGCCCAGAAGGGGCCUCCAGCUCAGCCACGACCAGCCGAGGAGAACGAGACACGGGCCGAGGAGACGCACUUCCUCCUGCUCUCCACAGCGCCGCAUCCACCAGUCAGAACAAACCAGGGCCGACAGUGAGACCAGCGGGUUUGGGCUGGACAGUGACAGCUCUCUCACUGUGUCUGAAGACAGACUGAAUGACCAGUACACGGAAUCUAUCAAUUCCCUCCACAACUCCAGCCCAAGCUCCUCCCCCGCUGCACAGCAUCACCAUGGCGAUUCCCUCAGAGCACUGCGCUCCAGUCAGGUGGCCAAUCGCAAUGCUGCCAUCCAGACGCUGCAUGUCGAGGUGACCAGACUGAGGGAGAAACUAGAAAGCUGUCUGAGAAAUAAGAAGCCGCCGAGCUCUGUGAGAGCAGCUCCUUCAGCUCAGGAGAACUACGCUCACCAAAACACCUCUAUACCUCGUGGCAGGUCUGGGGAGCGGCGGGGUGGCGUCAGCGGGAGAGACAGACAGACGGGUGAUGAGGUUGAUUAUUCUACACUGAGACGAACAACCAGGAGAUCACCUUCUGCACACAGACAAACACCUCAACCUGACAUCUUGACGGGUUCAGAUCUCUCUACACCCCAGCCUUAUCCUCUGGUGUCCAGGUGUACUCAAACAUCCACUGCAGCACCAGAGAGCUGCUGUUCACACACAAAUACUGUCCGCAGCAGAACACCCCAAAGGCAGCAUCCUGGUGUGUCUGUACAAUUGUCUCAAACAGCAGCUAAGCCUGACAGCAGAGGGCGUCGAGCUCCUCUUUGUCCUCAGUGUUUAUCACGUUACCGAGGGCGACCUGAAGUGCCAGUGGGUGGCGUCAGAAAGCCGACCCGCUGUCGUCACUGUCCUCUCUGUGGACGCCCUGCACCCUACAGAAGCACUGAGCCAGACUGUCGCAGAGUCUCAGACUCCCCCACACACUCUAGCUGCCAACCAGCCGAGGCCCCGGACAGCGCUGUGAGGAACAGACACUUUGCAGCCACAGCUCCUCCUGCAUUGCUGCAGUGCAUGCCCGUGUGCCUGCCACCACUCCUGCUGUACUCAUCGCCCCUCUACGUGCCUCCCAACAACAACACCGGCUCAUCCUCAGGGGUCAGAGGUCGCAGGAAGGUGAGGACGAGACGCUCCCUGUCCGCUGGCGAGCUGCGCUCCACGGACACCUCUCUGAACAGAGCUAUCAAAGCAGCUCGACACAUGAAACACACCUCUGGACACAUGGCUAGCUCUCUGGCUACUGGACUGAACUACCAGGAGCUGCUGGCUCAGUCCUGCAGUUAACAUUAACCUGAGGCUGUCAACACAGCCAGGAGCUGGACGGAGCGAGUGCAAGACCAGGUGAAUAAAUAAUCUAAAAUCCAUCUCUUCUUUGUAACUUUUCUUUAGUUCCUACGUUAGGAGAAAAAAAACUGUUACUGAAGCUUUGUUUACUGCCUUUUUAUAAAGCGUAAUUUUAUGGCAUAAUUUAAAGGUGCUCUAUAUGACAUUCAGAGCAUUAAUAUAGCAGCAAACGACUAUUGUCUACCUGAGCAGAGAAUGAAGUCUCUCACCCUCUGUGUGUGUUGUAAGCCGAGCUUCUCCGUGCUUUGCUGACAUAGCCAGUACGUAUGUCCCAGUGUGUUUGCCACACUGGCUAGCUAAUCGCCGCUGCUCUGCACUGCUCUUAUAGAGCGGUUAUAGCUGAUAACGCCAUCCCAACCCAUGUCGUUGUUGCGUAAGAGUAGCGCCCACCCUCCGGUUCCCCCUCAGGUUAACACUGUCAACACUGUUGCCAUUAUUUGCACUGUUAACACUGUUAGAUGCGUGUUGAGAGCCGUGUGGAGGCAAUCCCUCAACCAUAGAUUUGCUCUGAAUUCCGUAUAGAGCUCCUUUAAGGCUUAGGUGGCCAAACAAGAAUUUGUUUCUUUAGCAGUCAUAAUAAUAAUUUCAAAAGAUGUGCUGGCAUACAUUGAAAUGACAUACUUUCUAAAAUAAUGUAGGUCAGUUUAAUUAAAAAUGUUGAUUUUCAAGGAGUUAGUUUAUUCUUCGUCAUGAGUUAAUAGUUAAUUUGAGCUAUUUAUUGAUCAUGUGACUGUCUUCAUUAAUCAUGUGGUUUUUUUAAAAAAUAUUUUCUAGUUGUAGAAAUCUAAUAAGUUCAGUGUUAUUUUAGUUGCUGUAUAAGCUGUUUUUUCCUCAUUGAUACAGUAGCAUGCUGCGCUGUAAAUGAAAUGCACUCGCUCAUUGCACCUGUUGUGAGUUAUUUCUGGAUGGUCCUACAAAGGGACCACCAUGGAUCUAUUUUGUAAAUGGUCGUGUGGACCUGAGAUGCUGGAUAUCCUCAAAAUUAGCCCGCUUCUAUGUUGAAGUUUUAGAAUAGAAUUUGUACAGUAUUUUAUCAUAACUUUGCAAGUGUAACUGUAUGAGCCAGACGAGUAAGUCUACUGUAACUGACCAGCUUUAUGUGGA
Molecule: messenger RNA, 5894 nt
Organism: Sebastes umbrosus (honeycomb rockfish)
Lineage: Eukaryota; Metazoa; Chordata; Actinopteri; Perciformes; Sebastidae
Gene: akna
Product: AT-hook transcription factor
Exons: 24
Coding region: 447-4730 (1427 amino acids)
Biological process (GO): epithelial to mesenchymal transition; neuroblast division in subventricular zone; neuroblast delamination
Cellular component (GO): centrosome
Source: RefSeq, a predicted model, not a curated record